AUGGGCGGCGGGGCUGGCCAAUGGGGGCGGGCGGGUGAUGAUCGACGGUGGCGGCUGCCAAUCAGCGCGCGGACGGGGCGGCGGGGCUGGCCAAUGGGGGCGGGCGGGGGCGGGAGGCUGAUGAUCGACGGUGGCGGCUACCAAUCAGCGCGCGGAUGGGGCGGGCGGGGGCGGGAGGGUGAUGAUCGACGGUGGCGACUGCCAAUCAGCGCGCGGAUGGGCGGCGGGGCUGGCCAAUGGGGAGUGGGCGGGGGCGGGACAUGGGACGGGAGGGUGAUGAUCGACGGUGGCGGCUGCCAAUCGGCGCGCGGAUGGGCGGCGGGGCUGGCCAAUGGGGAGCGGGCGGGGGCGGAAGAUGAGGUUGGCGGUUGGAGCGGGUCGCGCGCGGGAGCGAGCAGCGUCGGGCCGGCGGUUGGAGCGGGAAGGCGGGAGCGGCCGGCAGUUGGCGCGUCGUUGCAUCGGAUCGGCGGUGUCGGGGACACGGGUGGCGGCGGCGGGAAAUCGAGCGGAGGAUCGUCGGCGGCCAUUGUGAGUCGGGGGAGCGGCGGGUACGCGGGGUAA
Messenger RNA from Amblyraja radiata (thorny skate), 561 nucleotides. Its product is annotated as glycine-rich protein DOT1-like. The coding region runs from base 1 to 561 and encodes 186 amino acids. Lineage: Eukaryota; Metazoa; Chordata; Chondrichthyes; Rajiformes; Rajidae. The transcript has a single exon. The record is from RefSeq and is a predicted model, not a curated record.